CAACAACAAUUUCAAUAUCCAUAACUAGUGAUAGAUGUGGUACUUCAGUGCUGCAGCUUUUGGUUGAAAAAAACACCAGAAACAGGAAGUGUUUCAGGAAGGACAAGCUGUGUGAAAUGUUUCUGUGCACUGCAGUUUUUAGUUAAUCUGUGCUGGUACUGAUAAUUGACACAGAGCAGCUGUCAUGUCAGCUAUGGGGAGCAUACAGCAGAGAAACCUACGCUAUUUGGCCCUUGUCUUUUUCCUCCUGACCGCUUCUUCACCUGCUGCAGGUGUUCAGAUCAGACUAGCUGGGUCCGGGUCUACUCGGUGCUCUGGGAGAGUUGAAAUCUAUCACAACAACACCUGGGGAACAGUCUGUGAUGACAGGUGGGACUUAAAUGAUGCUGAGGUGGUGUGCAGGGAGCUGGGCUGUGGUGGAGCACUGAGGACUGCUCAGUCGACCCAUUUUGGUCAAGGAACCGGUCAAAUCUGGCUUGAUGAUGUGGCCUGUUCAGGAAGUGAAAGGUCUCUAACUGAGUGUCAGCAUGGAGGAUUUGGGUCACACAACUGUAACCAUGGUAAGGAUGCUGGUGUGGUCUGUUCAGGUGAGAAAACAUUUCAGAUAAAGUAUUUUGAAUAAAUGUAUCCUUUUCUGUGUAUUUUAGCAGCUCUGUCACCGAGUCAUUGUGGUGUGAAAUGUAACACUGUUCAGAUGCAGCACUAUAUGAGCUUCUAACCACACCCUGCAGAAUGCUUUUAGAAUUGAAGAGCAGAAUAACAAGUGGGAAAUGUUGCUCAAUACAGUAAAUGAAACUGUAAUGUAGGUGAUGAAGUUCAUCGAGUGUUUGAUCUACUGUGAAAAGUGUUUUAUAUUUCUCACAGUCUGUAUGGGUGAUGCAAAGUAUAAUGAAUCAUAACCUUUGCCAAAUUUGUCUUACAGUAACGGUUUCUGUCAUGACUAAAUGACAAACAAACACAUGUUCUAUCCAGCACUGAUUUGUCUUCUGU
This is a messenger RNA of Micropterus salmoides (largemouth bass), 990 nucleotides long. Its product is annotated as scavenger receptor cysteine-rich type 1 protein M130-like. NCBI's taxonomy places the organism in Eukaryota, Metazoa, Chordata, Actinopteri, Centrarchiformes, Centrarchidae. The coding region runs from base 185 to 622 and encodes 145 amino acids. The record is from RefSeq and is a predicted model, not a curated record. The transcript has 3 exons. Gene Ontology annotation, cellular component: membrane.